AUGGCUGCCACGCCAGACCCAAACAAGGGUUCUCUUCCAAAACGUACACUGAAACGACAUAAACCCAUCCUUUCCCUGGAUCACGGACACGCUUCAGACAAGAAGAAUGGUAUAACACGCGUAUUCUCAUCUGGAAUCCUCAUAAUAUUUAUCUAUCGUCCAGUUCACACCUCUGUAUUUGCGCGUUUUCAGGCUUUGCUCCCCCAUGCCUCGCCGCCAGCACCAGCAACGACGCCCGCGCCGAUUGAACCUCCGCCAGAGAUACCGGAGUCAAAGUAUAUCAAAAUAAGAAUCAUCAGUUGGAACAUGAACGAAUCUCUCCCAAAGGGUGACCUCUCACCGCUGCUAGGAGGACCUCUUCCAGCCUAUGAAGCGAACCCAGAUGCUGUAGGGAACAUGGACAUAACUGGUCUCUCGCUUGGGUCCGACCAUCCAUAUCAUAUCGUCGUAAUUGCCGGUCAAGAAUGCCCAACUCUCAUGGGACUCCCGUUGGGUCUAGGCGGAGGCAUGAAAUGGGACCGUGACAAGGACGAAGAGGAACAUAAACGCGAACGCAAAGACAAAGAGGUCGACAAGAAGAAAAAGGACAAACCAAAGGACAAAAUUGAAGAGUCGAAUCCAACUGCCGGCACGAAAACACCAAAAUAUCAUCACACGGUACAUCAAACAGUGGGGUGGUCGAGUAUUCUGGAGGAUUACUUUUCGCGCGGAAUCGGAUCAAUUCAAGGCGUGAAACCGGAUAUCAUGUCUCCAAGCACAAACCCUUCGGUCUCAUCGCUGGUCUCGUCAGACCGUGUGCUUCCCCAGGCAUCUACGUCUAACAUCCCAGGCAUGGGUAAUAAGGAUGCCAAGUGGAAGCUUCCUUCUCGAGCGGUCGAGGUGCCAAAGAUUGGUCCAUACGAACUCUUGACAAAGGAACGUAUGAUGGGAAUCUACUUGGCUCUCUAUGUCCACCGUGAUAUUCGUCCACUUGUCGAAGGGUAUUCCCAGGACAGCGUGACCACGGGCCUUAUUGGGGGACGGUUAGGGAAUAAAGGCGGCGUUGCCAUCAGUCUCAAACUCAAUGGCACCACCUUUCUGUUUCUGAAUGCUCAUUUAGCAGCCCACGAGGACAAGGUUGCGCUUCGUCUUGCGAACAUGCUCAAAAUCAAGUCCGAGUUGUCUAUCGAUGACUUUUUACCGCCAGACGAUGAGCGAAAGGUCAAGGAGGAUCCCACCGACCGAUUCGACCACACAUUUCUGUGCGGUGAUCUCAACUUUCGUUUGGAUAUCACACGCCUCCAUGCAGAAUGGCUGAUCAAGGAGAAGAAGUAUGCCCAGGCUCUCGAGUUUGAUCAGCUGCGCAAGAAUAUGCACGGCCUUGGUUCAUCCGCUUUUGCCGGCUUUGAUGAGGCUCCUAUCGAUUUUCCACCAACAUUCAAGUAUGACGUGUUGCGCACUCUCAAAGGCAACAAGAAACGGUCGAGAGGGAGUGCCAGGCUAAAGCAACGUCUACUCUCCGAGGUCCCAGAAACGCCUGGAGAAAAGGCGGCCAGCUCUGCUGGUGUUCCCGAGAAUGCAGUUGCAGAGGACAGUGACAGUGAUUCUGAUAGGUCACAUUCCACCAACGACGACGAAAGCUCAUCGUCUUCGACUGACACUCCGCAAAAGUCUGCCAAGUCGGAACGAAGCAUCGGUCUUGCCGAUUUGACCUUAGAGGUGACACACGCUGCAAAACGAAAGUGGUAUCAUCUUGUCAAGUCUACCGCUAGCCUUCCAGCGACUGGGAGCCCUGCAUCGUUCAAGCAGAGCGACGUGCACAAAGGGGCAUCCGCGUCGGCAAUAGCAUUUGAUGGGGAUACGUCUACACUGGCUUCGCGCAAAGCUACCGGCGCGAGCAGUGGGAGUUUGCUGCAAAGCAGCCCUGUUCUGAACAAGGCCUCGAGUGUCAAGAAAUCUGAUCGUACGGGCACUCUCAUGCCAGAAGCCCCUCCCACGACGAGGGUUGCUUCAUCCAUGGAGCUUCCUCGUAAAUCCGAGAGCGAGUCUCUUCGUGCUAGCGUGCCGUUGCUCAGGUCACUGACGACAAAGUCGGGAGUCACAUCGAGGUCAACAGGUGCAGAUGUACCGCAGGCAUCCCUGGACAUUGAAGACAAGGGAGUGUAUGAUACCUCGUGGAAGAGGAGAGUACCCAGCUGGUGUGAUCGCAUUCUGUUUAAAACCACCAUUGUUAUUCCUCCUAGCCCAGUUGCAGAAGAAGCUCCACUACCUGUUGUAGAGACACCACGCCCGGAGGGGACACCUCUUGCGCCACCGUCAAGUACUCCGAAGAGGACACUGUUCAAUGUCUUUAAAUCCAAAUCAAGAAGUGGUUCGACUCCAUCCACCACAGCAGAUGGUUCCUCUGCACCAACCAAUGCACCAGCAGGCUCUAGUAGCACUCAGGCCUCUCAAGAUGCACCAGCCAAAAAGUCAUCAAAGGGUUCCCAAAACUCGAGCCGUCCGCUCAUGAUUUCGACCAAUCUAGGCCGAGAGCACGAUUCACCCAUCACGCUAUCCAAUUCCGACUCGCCAAACUCUGCACAGCUCCCAGUAAUAGAAAAGGGAUCAGGUCGACGAACGACUUCUCCUAAUAUUGUUCGUGGCUCUUCUGGUGGCUCGACUACUGGAGGGAUCGGUUCAUUAAGACUUCAUGGGAAGCGAAGACGCUCUCUGAGUGCGACACUGCCGCGAACCAGCGACCCUGUUGUCAUCCCAAACCGGUUCCCCGCCUCUGCUUCUCAUCCUCCUGUACCCCCUCUAGCGAUCACUGAACCAGAAAAGAGCGCGCCAGAUGCUCCUCAGAGAAAGGGAAGUAUGCCAGGUCUGCGAAGGAUCCUUAGUCUUCUCCCUGGUUCGUUUGGAGGUGGUCAUACUCCCCCUCGCGCACCUUCUCCUGCGCCGCCUCUUGUCGAGUAUGGACCGCCCGUCAAGGUGUUCAAACCUGGAGAGAUUCGAUGUCUUGGCUAUGGCACACUAUCGGACAGAGAGAUGAGGGAACUAGAGGGGCGAAGUGACCACAGGCCAAUUAUCGGGCGUUGGGCGGUGUACGUUUGA
This is a messenger RNA of Serendipita indica DSM 11827, 3075 nucleotides long. NCBI's taxonomy places the organism in Eukaryota, Fungi, Basidiomycota, Agaricomycetes, Sebacinales, Serendipitaceae. The record is from the annotation of a GenBank genome assembly.